AUUACUGACCGACAUUUAGCUAAUGAUAAAAAAUUAAACAAAAAAUUGGAUUCAAGUUUACUUUCUAGAAAUUGAUGCGUUAAAACAAAAACAAUCUUUAAUUACCCACUUAGAUUGACCUAAUAAUGGAGAAUUUAAUUUGGAUAGAUUGAAUGAGGUCUUAAAUUUUAUUCUUAUUGCCAUCAUUGUACAUAAAAAAAAUAAAAAAAUAAAUAAAAACCUUAAUUUAUGCAUGUAUAGCUUAGUGAAGCAAAUAUAUUAUGUAGUUAUACAUAAAUGACAUUAUGUACAUACUCUUGAUGUGGCAACAGGAGGUAAAAAAGAUAAUGCUACCAUCAUUUAUAGAGCUGGCAAACCAUGAAAACAUUACUCCACGACAACUAUUCAUCAAGGAUCACCAAGAGUUGCUAAAAAAGGGAGAGUCAUGGAUGAAAAGAACAGCUAACUCUUGUAUGGUUGUUUCAACCCUAAUUGCAAUAGGAGUGUUUUCUGCUGCCUUCAGCGUCCCAGGUGGUAACAACGACAACUUAGGAUCUCCCAAUUAUUUGACGAAACCCUGGUUCAUGGUAUUUGCAUUAUCAGAUGCAUUGGCAUUGGUCUCUUCCUCAACCUCAAUCCUAAUCUUCUUGUGCAUCCUCAUUUCACGAUAUGCUGAGGAAGACUUUCUCAAGUCAUUGCCAUUGAAGUUGAUAUUUGGACUAGUGGCAUUGUUUAUCUCAAUUAUCAGCAUGAUGGUGUCAUUUAGUAGUGCUUUCUUCAUAACGUAUUACCAUGGUACAACGUGGGUUCCUAUCUUCAUAGCUUCACUUGCGAUUUUACCAAUAACCUUGUUUAUAUUUCUGCAGUAUCCUCUCUGGUAUGACAUAUUGUGUUCCACCUACAUUUGUGGUUCUCUGUUUAGACCAAGUAAACGCAUGAUUCACUAGAGAGGUUGUGGCCUUGUGCUUGAUAAUAAAUUUUCAUUUUCUUUGGUCUGCGUCUAAUUUUUGUGACUUA
Messenger RNA from Cajanus cajan (pigeon pea), 996 nucleotides. The record is from RefSeq and is a predicted model, not a curated record. NCBI's taxonomy places the organism in Eukaryota, Viridiplantae, Streptophyta, Magnoliopsida, Fabales, Fabaceae.